AAGAUCCAGCAAGACGACCAGGACGCUCUGAGGUUUCUGUGGAGAAACGACCCCACAGAAAACAUGAAGACGUACGCGAUGACGUCACUUAUUUUUGGUGCAAAUUGUGCUCCGUUCGUCGCGCAAUUUGUUAAAAAUAAAAACGCCCAGCGAUUUGAAUCGUCAUUUCCCGCCGCCGUCGAUGCCAUCGUCAACUCGCACUAUAUGGACGACUACAUCGACAGCCUGCCCGACGAGGCGACAGCGAUCGAAAUGGUAAGAAACGUCAGUGAUAUCCACAGGGCGGGCGGCUUUGAAAUAAGAAACUGGACGAGCAACAGCGUCGCAGUUUUAAACAGCGUGCCAAAGGAGACCUUAGGUACUGCUGCUGUAAGGUUCAAAGUCGGCCAGCAACAUGAAAGCGAGCGUACCUUGGGUCUCAUUUGGUACCCGGCUGAUGACAUACUGGGCUUCGAUUUGUCAUUAAAACGUAUACCGAGCGACGUACUUAAAGGUGAGAAUAGGCCUACAAAACGUUUAAUGCUAAGAGUAAUUAUGUCAAUUUUUGAUGUACUAGGUUUCUUAGCACCCUUCACGAUUCAAGGCCGAAUCAUGCUUCAAGAGGCUUGGCGCUUACAGGUGGAUUGGGAUGAUUACAUUCCAGAUCAGAUUUAUCACAAGUGGCGAAAGUGGGUUGACCUCCUAAAGGUAAUUAAAGAUAUUCGUAUACCUAGGUGGUACUGCACGGCCGCGCGCAAUGCGGUAAGGGACAGCCAAUCGGCGACAGCGCGUGCGAGCGAAAUGCAAGACUGUGUGGAUGUCGACGCAGCGGCACCGGCACCUACCUUUCCCCCCGCGGCCCCCGCGACCCACGCGCCUACGCAAGGUGCUACGAAAGGCUACGAGGGCGUAGCGGCAUCUACAUGUGCUACGACCGCAUCGAGUAGUAGGUAUUCAUAUUAUAAUAAUUUACAAAUGCAUUUUUUUAGCGAUGCAUCUACUCAGGCGAUGUCAGCUGUGGGCUAUUGGCGCUGGGAGGAUAACGGUACUACUUAUGUUGCAUUUAUUGCAAGCAAAAGCAGAGUUAUGCCGGUAAAACAGCUGACUAUACCGAAGGCUGAGCUGCAAGCUGCAUUGUUGUCGGCAAGACUAGCCAAUGCAAUUGGAAAGGAGCAUAAACUAACGCCUACGAGGCGUUACUUCUGGUGUGACUCCUCAACUGCGAUACAUUGGAUUCGCAACAAAAACCGUACGUAUAAGGCCUUUGAAGCAAAUCGUUUGGGGGAGAUUGACGACCUUACCCGCGUGAACGAGUGGCGGUACAUUUCUACGAAACUAAAUGUUGCCGAUUUAGCUACGCGGGACUCGUUUGAUCUAGCCCUACAGAAUGAGUGGUUCAAAGGUCCUUCUUUUUUAUACGCUGACGAAAGUCAAUGGCCUAAAGAUAUUAUACCGACUGGUAACGAGGAGGAGACAGAGGAAUGCGUAGCGGUCGUCCAAGUGUGCGACGAACCUGCAUGCAUACCAGUUCCGGACCCGCAGCGCUUCUCUUCAUGGCUUCGUCUCACCCGCGCCACGGCCACGGUGCUAAAGUUCAUCGCUAGGUGCAAAGGUCAAGCGGCCGAGAUCGACUGCGCAAUGAUGGAGCGUGCCGAGAUAUUGCUACUAAAAUACGCGCAAAACGAGUCUUUCGGGGAAGACUUAGCCAGAAUUAAGGCGCGCGGGGCAUUACAUCGCGCAAGUAAGUUAUUAAAAUUAUCACCCGUUUUAGACGAAAAUGAAUUACUUCGCGUGGGCGGGCGCAUUGACGCCGCAUCAGAUGUGCCUCUGGACGUCAAGAGACCCGUAAUCCUGGACGGCCGUCAUCAGGUAGCACGAUUAAUCGUUCGAUAUUACCAUGUCAAAGCGGCCCAUGGAAGUCAGGAGAUGGUGGUAAACGAAAUUAAACAAAGGUAUUGGGUAAUUAAACUUAGACCUACUGUUAAACUCGUGACGUCAAGGUGCAUGUUGUGCAGGAUAAUGAAGAGCAAACCUCAGGUACCUCGCAUGGGAGAUUUGCCAGAGGCCAGAAUAGAACACCAUCAGCGGCCCUUUUUUCACUGUGGGUUAGACCUUUUUGGGCCAAUGGAGGUCGCGGUCGGUCGCCGCAGAGAAAAGAGAUAUGGUGUUCUAUUCACAUGCCUCACAGUGCGGGCAAUUCAUAUCGAGCUUGUUGCCUCCCUUACAACUGACUCGCUCAUUAUGGCGUUGCGACGAAUGGCGGCGCGGCGCGGCUGGCCGCGCCAUCUGUACUCGGACAACGGUACUAACCUGAGGGGCGCCGACACAGAGUUGCGCCGGUCCAUGGAGGCGCUAGAUAUGGACGUGCUAAAAGCUGAGGGGGUAAAUAACAACAUGGACUGGACUUUUAUUCCCCCCGCCAGCCCUCAUUGGGGUGGGGCGUGGGAACGUUUAAUACGUUCAGUAAAGACGGCUCUCAAGGUCGUUUUAAAAGAACGAGCACCAAGGGACGAAGUUUUGACCACAUUAAUGGCAGAAGUUGAGAACAUGGUCAACAGUCGUCCAUUGGUGCACGUGUCUGUCGAUCCUGCUGACGGUGAGUCUCUUACUCCUAAUCAUUUCCUUUUAGGGUCAUCAUCGCGACUCCCUAUUGUAGGAGAGUUCGAUGAUUCUGAUCUCAACUUGAGGAAACUAUGGCGGAAGGCGCAGAGGCUCGCUGACAUGUUUUGGCAGAGGUGGCUAAGAGAAAUCUUACCCACCCUUGUGCCUAGGACAAAAUGGCUGGAGGAGCGGAAGCCGUUAAAGGUAGGAGAUCUCGUUCUGGUCGUGGAUCCCAACUCUCCCCGUAAUAUGUGGCCGAAGGGGUUGAUCACCCAGGUGAUGCCUGGCGGAGACGGCCGCAUCCGUGUAGUGGAGGUGAGGACGGCUACCGGGACUUACCGGCGAUCCGCGGCACGCAUCGCCCCGAUUCCCGUAAGUUUAGAGUGCUGA
Molecule: messenger RNA, 2970 nt
Organism: Cydia amplana
Lineage: Eukaryota; Metazoa; Arthropoda; Insecta; Lepidoptera; Tortricidae
Exons: 1
Coding region: 64-2970 (968 amino acids)
Biological process (GO): DNA integration
Molecular function (GO): nucleic acid binding
Source: RefSeq, a predicted model, not a curated record